Dendrobium catenatum is the source of this 800-nucleotide messenger RNA. RefSeq names its product 60S ribosomal protein L23A. The record is from RefSeq and is a predicted model, not a curated record. Gene Ontology annotation, cellular component: cytosolic large ribosomal subunit; ribosome. Gene Ontology annotation, molecular function: structural constituent of ribosome; rRNA binding. Gene Ontology annotation, biological process: translation; ribosomal large subunit assembly. The transcript is spliced from 4 exons. NCBI's taxonomy places the organism in Eukaryota, Viridiplantae, Streptophyta, Magnoliopsida, Asparagales, Orchidaceae. Bases 130 to 597 code for a protein of 155 amino acids.
UUUCUGCAUCGUUCCGUUUACCCUAACGCUAGGGCUUGGCCACCAGAAGGGAGGCGCUUGGAGAGUGCUCGGCCUGCAAACUUGGGACAACGGUAAGUAACUUAUUGGAAUUAUACUGCGCAUCACCCGAUGGCACCGCCAGCAAAGGCUACCUCCAAGAAGUCUGAUGCCAAGUCUCAAGCAGUGAAGGUUGCCAAGGCAGUGAAGUCAAGUGCUUCUUCCAUUAAGAAGAAGGCUAAGAAGAUCCGCACUUCCGUGACUUUUCACCGUCCGAAAACACAGAAGAAGCCCGGAGAACCAAAAUAUCCCAGAAUCAGUGCUCCUCCUAGAAACAAGCUCGACCAUUACCAAAUCCUCAAGUAUCCUUUGACGACUGAAUCUGCCAUGAAGAAGAUUGAAGAUAACAAUACUCUUGUUUUCAUCGUUGACAUCCGAGCUGAUAAAAAGAAGAUUAAGGCGGCUGUAAAGAAGAUGUACGACAUUCAGACAAAGAAAGUUAACACGUUGAUCAGGCCUGAUGGUACAAAGAAGGCUUAUGUUCGCUUGACUCCAGAUUAUGAUGCUCUUGAUGUUGCAAACAAAAUCGGUAUAAUUUAGUUCUGAUUCUAUGGACUGAAAAUUUUGUCCUUGGGAGUUCAUGUUCUUUAGACCCUUUGCAAGCAAGUAAAUUCAUGUCAUUUUGUUAUGUGAUUUUGCUUUUUGUUGAACAUUCUGUUUAAUUUUAAGCAUGAUGGAUGUUGAAUAUAAUAGCUACUUAGAAUUUCUUCAUUGAAUGCAUUGUAAGUGUAUUAAGUUUAUCA